GUCAAUAAGAUUAACCUCUACAUCGAACUAGAAAAUUGACAGAGAGCAAUUCAAACUCGGCUAAUAUGUCGCAUAUCGCCGCAAUAAACGGAAGCGAUUACUUCGCAACUUUUCAAAGGAUUUUAGAAACGCGUUCGACUGGUCUGGCUGCUGUAGAAGCCGGGUUCUUCGUGACGAUCAAUUUUACGGCGUUGUUCGGUAACUUCCUCCUUUGCACAGUUCUGCUAAAGGAUUCAUCUUUUCGCAGUAUUACAAACAUAUUGAUAUUAACUCUUUGCGUGGCUGAUAUUCUAAUGGGAGCAGUUUGUAUGCCUCUCUCGUGCGGUGUUCUUAUACAAGGAAAAUGGAUCUAUGGUGAUAUUGCAUGUCGACUUCAAUGCUUUUUCAUCUACUUCUUAGCUUUCGUUUCCCUUCAGACCAUCGUGUUAACAUCACUUAACAGAUUUUUCAAAGUGGUUAAGCCACGAAGAUACCGGCGCAUUUUCACAAUGAAAAAGACAGUGGCCACAUUGACUAUACUUUGGCUGAUAACCGCACUUAUACUGGCUAUUCCUUUGGCCACUGGAGCCUUUAGUGCUACGUUUAACCCUGCAAAAGCUGCUUGUGUGAUUUUUAAAAGAGGUGUUGAGAUGGAGCAGAAUAGCUAUCCAGGUAUUUUAAGAGGGCUGCUACUGCUAUUCUUCGCAGUUAUUCCUUCAAUUGUUAUAUUUACUUGUUAUUAUAAGAUAUUUCGGGUUGUUGGGGAGCAUUUUACGCGAGUCGCGCCAAAUCUUCAUAGGAUAAACAGAAGAAGAAGCUCUCGAUUAAAUUCGCAAGAAAUGCGGACUACAAUUACAUUGUUUGCCGUGGUCGUUAUGUUCUUCCUAAGCUGGCUUCCCGUAUUUUUAAUCGAGAUUACCCAAGCGUUUUUCAUCAAUUGGUGGAGAAUUCCCCGUGAAGUUCAACUCAUGUGGACAUUUUUUGGCAGUUUCAGCAGCGCUGCGAACCCUCUAGUAUAUGGCUUUGCAAAUUCAUCUUAUCGACGCGAAUACAAAAAGUUGUUAACCCUUAAAUGGAAAAAAAAAUCCAAAGGAAGAAGGGACAAUGAAGUAAGCAAAAGUCCAUCAGUUGCGAUGGCAACUUUAAAUCUCCCGUCAUGAAUUCUUGUUCUUUUAUUCGUGAAGGGGGUAUUUAGAAUCAAUUUGAAAAAUGAGCACAUGCUAAUGUACCGCUGUAUACACAGACAUUAUCAACAAACCUAAAUGUAAACAUUCAAUAAAAACAGCUACUUAGAAGUCA
Molecule: messenger RNA, 1278 nt
Organism: Pocillopora damicornis (cauliflower coral)
Lineage: Eukaryota; Metazoa; Cnidaria; Anthozoa; Scleractinia; Pocilloporidae
Product: beta-1 adrenergic receptor
Biological process (GO): G protein-coupled receptor signaling pathway
Cellular component (GO): membrane
Molecular function (GO): G protein-coupled receptor activity
Source: RefSeq, a predicted model, not a curated record